Molecule: messenger RNA, 1284 nt
Organism: Cercospora beticola
Lineage: Eukaryota; Fungi; Ascomycota; Dothideomycetes; Mycosphaerellales; Mycosphaerellaceae
Source: RefSeq, a predicted model, not a curated record
AGUUCAGAACCAACAACAAUACCACCCACGAGAUCAACUUCAUCAUCAAACAUGCCUGCAAGCGAAGCUACAUAUGCUUUUCGCAAGCACACGCCGCGCACUGUCGUCGACAUACCUACGUUCAAGGAUUAUCUGAUUCAAGAACGCAAGGACAUCGUCAACCCGCUUCGAGACGGUAAAAACGAUUCUGGUUCCAGUGAAGAUUCAGACGAGUUCGAGAAGGCCAAAACUGCGCAAUGCAAUCGCCUCGAAGCUCUUCUGGAAAUGCUCAAGUACUCGCAAGUGAACAAAGAUUUACUCGAGAAGGAAGCGGCGCUUGCAGAUACUCUCGACAUCAUCUGCACUGCUCCAGCUUUCAGCAGCUACCAGAAGGCUGCCCAAGAGCUGAAGACCCGCUUUGCGAAGUCAAACCACGGCGCCGGGGAGCCUGUCUCUAUCAUUCCCCACUCUGGGAAGGAGAAGCCAUUAAAAUAUGGCCACAAUGGCUUCACGCCUGGUGAUACUUGGAGCCUCCAGCCAGAUGUCGUCAAGGCCGGCGUACACGGUGCACAGGUCGGCAUCUACGGGCAUCCGCUAUCUGGAGUCAGGUCUCUCUCACUCAGAAAUGGCGAGAACACCGGAACCAGUCUGAACAAGGACGAAGGUAUCAAGGUCCUGUACGGAACUCGCGGAGGUGCCGACGAAGAAGAAAAGGACACUUUGCCUGCCCCAAAUCGUGAGACUUUCUCACUGUACGCUUCAAUUCGUACCAGAAUUCCUGUCCGCGUGUUACGCUUUGCUCCCUCGCUCGGUCCUGGACAGAAAGCACCGCCAGCCGGUCUUGGUCCGGAAGUAGGUUGGCGAUAUGAUGGGCUGUACAGGGUCACUAGAGUUCAGGAGGCCACGAACGAGAAGAGGGGAAAGUUCGAGAAAUUCACCCUUGAGCGAUCGCCACUCGACGAUAAUAAGGGCGUGUCAUUUGCCGAUUGUCGUGGCGUCGAGAGCUCCGAUGGAGAGAAAGUCGAGUCUGACAAAGAGGUUGCUGACGCCAAGGCUGAGCGCGCGCCGCAUGGAUGCGACUACUAGCAGGAUGACGGUGGAUAUGGCAAUGCUCAGGGCAAGAUCGGUCAGGUUUGUGGUGACGCGAUGGAGCACAUGGCAGAUCAGGAGGUUGAGAAGAAUCUCAAAGAGGCUGACAGGUCAGAUCAUUCUGAGCGUGAUGGAAUAUCACAUUGCUGAGAGCACUUCUCCAAUGGUUGAAGCAUGCUCAUGAGAGCGCAAAUAGCUCAUCAAGGCGGAAAAGGC